UUCGAUCUAUUAAUUAAUGUCUUAUACGUCCGCCAUAGCCUUCGCGCCAUUGACUUCUUCUUCCUCCUCAUCAACGAUCAUCCACCGCCGAAUAAUAAUGGUGCCGGCAGAUCAAACGCCCGCCGUCUGAUCGGAGCAGACGAUCGGAGCACUGUUCCAAAUCGGGUUUUCUAAUCAUGAACAUGAAAUCCUCAAACUUUAUGUUUCCACUCAUUAGAGAUCAGAAGAGGAGAUGGUGUGUGUGCAUGCUAAUUCCUGUUACUUCUCUAUUCUGUUUGUUGCUCCUUCUUGGGACUUCUUUCAUACAGAUUAGAAAAGAGAAACUCUUGAGAUGGAAAAGGGAUGAUUUGGAUCAAACAAAAUGUCAGAUGCAGACCUCCUGGAAGUGAGUCAUUGCCUCAAGGCAUUGUUGCAAAAACUUCUAACUUGGAAAGAAGACCUCUUUGGGGCUCUCCAAAGGUCUCUGUAAACAGAAAUCAGAUUUUGGGAGAAAUCUAUUUUCAGCUGCAGUUGGGAUGAAGCAGAAAGAAAAAGUAGACAUGAUGGUCAGAAAGUUCCUGUCAUGUAAUUUCACAGUAAUGCUAUUCCAUUAUGAUGGCAUUGUUGAUGAAUGGAAGGAUUUUAAAUGGAGCAAUGAUGUGAUUCACAUUUCAGCUCUCAACCAAACUAAAUGGUGGUUCGCAAAGCGGUUUUUACAUCCAGAUAUAGUUGCAGAAUACAACUACAUUUUCCUGUGGGACGAAGACCUCGGAGUCCAAAACUUCAAUCCUAAAAAUUAUGUGAGCAUAUUGAAGAGAGAAGGGCUAGAGAUAUCACAGCCAGCACUUGACACUGCAAAAUCUGAGGUGCAUCAUCAGAUUACAGCACGUGGAAGGAGAUCAAACGUCCACAGGAGGACUUAUAAAGCGGGCGAAAAUGGUACCACGGCGUGUAACGAAAGUAGUAUGGCUCCCCCUUGCACUGGGUGGAUAGAAGUGAUGGCACCUGUAUUUUCCAAAGCUGCAUGGAGAUGUGUAUGGUAUAUGAUCCAGAAUGAUUUAAUCCAUGCAUGGGGGUUGGACAUGCAACUCGGUUAUUGUGCUCAGGGAGAUCGAACAUCGAAGAUAGGUGUAGUGGACGCAGAAUACGUGGUACAUUAUGGGCUUCCCACCCUUGGAGAGCCUUCAAACACCAAGGGAACAACUACAUUUUCAUCUAGUAGAGUCGACUUCAGAAUCGAGGUGAGAAGACAAUCAUAUAAUGAAUACAAGGUGUUCAAGAGGCGGUGGAAAAAGGCGGCGGAGGAGGACAAGUGCUGGACAGAUCCUUAUCCGGAUCAACCCUCUUCUAUUUUGUGAAUAAUAUUAGUAAUUAAUUAUUAUUGUUAAAUAUGGCAGAUAUAUUUCUCAUUCUAUUUAGAAUAUAUUGUUUUCUUAUUG
Cuscuta campestris is the source of this 1418-nucleotide messenger RNA. NCBI's taxonomy places the organism in Eukaryota, Viridiplantae, Streptophyta, Magnoliopsida, Solanales, Convolvulaceae. The record is from the annotation of a GenBank genome assembly.